AUGUCUGACUCUAAAGAAGUUCGCGAGGAGGCUGUACAGCCUCGCUCCCUCUCUCUGAAAACCACCGACGAUGUCAACCGCAUCGAGGCGCCCGUAACAUGGAAGGCGUACUUGAUGUGCGCAUUUGCUUCGUUCGGCGGUAUCUUCUUCGGGUAUGACUCGGGCUACAUCAAUGGAGUUCUCGGAGCAGACAUCUUCAUCCGGGCAGUCGAAGGACCGACUGCGGAUGCCCUCAGCUCCUCGCACCAAUCGCUCAUCGUCUCGAUCCUCUCAGCUGGCACUUUCUUCGGAGCUCUCAUUGGCGGAGACAUGGCCGACUUCAUUGGCCGCAAGUGGACGGUCAUCAUGGGCUGUAUGAUUUACAUGUUCGGUGUCAUCAUCCAGAUGAUUACUGGGGAGGGAGAUGCACUAGCAGCUAUCGUUGCUGGGCGUCUCAUUGCUGGUAUUGGGGUUGGUUUCGAAAGUGCUAUCGUGAUUCUCUACAUGAGUGAGAUCUGUCCCAGAAAAGUCCGUGGCGCCCUCGUUGCCGGAUACCAAUUCUGUAUCACCAUCGGUAUCAUGCUUGCUUCUAUCGUUGUCUACGCCACCGAGGAUAGACGGGAUACCGGCUCUUACAGAAUCCCAAUCGCCAUCCAGUUCGCAUGGGCCAUCAUCCUGGCUGGUGGUCUCUUCACUCUGCCUGACUCACCGCGCUAUUUCGUCAAGAAGGGUCGACUGGAGGAGGCCUCGAUCUCGUUGUCGAAACUCCGCGGCCAACCACGCGAUUCCGACUAUGUGCAAAUCGAGCUGGCCGAGAUCGUCGCCAAUGAGGAAUACGAGCGAGCCAUCAUCCCCUCUUCGGGGUGGUUCUCCAGCUGGGCGAAUUGCUUCAAGGGAGGGUUGUGGGUCCAGAAGUCGAAUCUGCGCAGGACCAUCUUGGGCACUUCUCUGCAAAUGAUGCAACAAUGGACUGGCGUGAACUUCAUCUUCUACUACUCGACACCUUUCCUACAGAGCACCGGGGCGAUAGACAACACGUUCCUCAUCUCCCUGAUCUUCACCUUGGUCAACGUUUGCAGCACACCACUCUCGUUCUACACCGUCGAGAAGUUUGGACGUCGUCCCCUCUUGGUCUGGGGCGCACUAGGCAUGUUGAUCUGCCAGUUCCUCGUCGCCAUUAUCGGUGUGACCGUUGGGUUCAACCACACGCACCCGGAUCCGGCCGAUGCGGAACUCAGCCUUGCGGACAAUAUCGCCGCAGUCAACGCUCAAAUUGCCUUUAUUGCCAUUUUCAUCUUCUUUUUCGCGUCCACGUGGGGUCCCGGGGCGUGGAUCGUGAUUGGAGAGGUCUUCCCUCUGCCUAUCCGUUCCCGCGGUGUUGCCUUGUCGACGGCAUCGAACUGGCUGUGGAACACGAUUAUCGCCGUCAUCACGCCCUACAUGGUCGGUGAAGAGCACGGCAAUCUCAAAUCCUCCGUCUUCUUCAUCUGGGGUGGCCUCUGCACGGCGGCCUUUGUCUACGCGUACUUCCUGGUCCCGGAGACCAAGGGCCUGACCCUCGAGCAGGUCGACAAGAUGAUGGAAGAAACCACACCGCGCACCUCGGCCAAGUGGAAGCCGAGCACCACGUUUGCGCAGAGUAGGGCCCGGGACGGCGUGUUGGAGAAGUCGUUUAUCGACGAUGUCGCGCGACGUGGGUCGGCGUUUUAA
Fonsecaea nubica is the source of this 1689-nucleotide messenger RNA. RefSeq lists its product as hypothetical. Gene Ontology annotation, cellular component: membrane. Gene Ontology annotation, biological process: carbohydrate transport; transmembrane transport. Bases 1 to 1689 code for a protein of 562 amino acids. Gene Ontology annotation, molecular function: carbohydrate:proton symporter activity. The record is from RefSeq and is a predicted model, not a curated record. The transcript is spliced from 5 exons. Lineage: Eukaryota; Fungi; Ascomycota; Eurotiomycetes; Chaetothyriales; Herpotrichiellaceae.